AUGGCCGGCAACGGGACCCGGAGCCGAACCGGAUGUCUGGACUGUCGGCGACGAAAGCGGAGGUGCGAUGAAGGGAAGCCAAAGUGCACCAGCUGUCGCAGGCACGGCGUCGUGUGUGUGUACGUCAAGUCGAGCCAGUCUUCGCCGUCCAAGUUUCUCCUCUCUGUGGCAUCGGGCCACUUCAUCGCGCCGUUGGAGUCGCCGGCGAGCGAUUCCUUUGUGAACCUUCGAAGCGAUGAGCUGGCUCUCGUCUGUCAGCAGUACGCAGACGGCCCCAGAGGGGUGUUGCCGUCGUCUCAAGAGCAGCUCAUCCCGGCUCUGAGCUGGCUGCCAAAGUCAAGCACGCUCCCCGGCGGACGAGAAAGCAUGAUGGUUCAGUACUACUUUGAGGUCAUCAGCAACAGCCGGGUGUAUGUCCCCAGCGAGAGGAACCUCUUCCGGACGUGCGUCAUGCCCAUACUCCUGAGCAGCAGCGGCCCUCUCUUUUCUACCGUCCUAGCACUGAGCGCGGCGGAAAUGGUUCGGAGGACCCCGCAAGACGGGGUAGACUAUGCCGGGGCGGCCAUCCGAUACAAAAUCAACGCCUUGACGCAGCUGCAGUCGAAGCUCAACACCGCCCCCGAGGCGGAGGAGAACCUCCUGACGUGUGUGCUCCAGGCCUCCUUGGAGAUAGCCGAGGGGUCUCGGCCGUCGUGGUUGAGGCAUCUGCGGGGUGCUCUGGCCAUCAUGGAUAACCACGGCGACUGGAUCACGCCUGAGUGCGCCGCUCUCGCGCUCCAGUAUUUUCGAUUUCGAUACAUCUUGAUGAAGACGACCGGAUGUAAAGCGCCGCAUCAUGAUGGACAGACCGACGACUGUGAUGAAGCCAUCCAACGCCUCGAACGGCUCUUGCCAGGCCAAGGGACGUUCCAGACCAUUGACCCCCAAAUCGGUUGUUCGAUGGAGCUAGUUCAGUUGAUUAGCAUGGUCUCAGCAGGGGCUCAAAAGGACGGCGGGUACACGGAAGAGGGAUCACGUCUCGAGAGACGCAUUCGAGAGUUGGACUUUUCUGCCGGGAGCAUGCACGACGACUACCUCGUCAAAAGCGCCGAGUGCUUUCGGUUCGCUGCUCUGAUUUACCUCCAGCUGAUUGUGUACGGCGCUACCGUACGGACUCGGGCGAUUCCGCACUUGUUGCAGACGCUGUUGGGUCAUCUUGGCGAGGUGAUUGUCGAGGACCAGCCGAGGCGAUCGUUUCCAAUGUGGCCGCUGUUCAUCGCGGGGUGUGUCAGUUCCAGUGACGCACACCGCAAGGCUGUUCUUGAUCUAUUCAACCUUCUGGACAGCAAGUGGCCUAUCAGCAAUAUCUCGACGGUGAAGAGGGUUGUUUGGACAAUCUGGCAGACAAGGGACUUUGACGGUGGCGGUGCAACGUCCACGGAUCAAGACUGGCAGGAGAUUAUUGACAGCGCCGACCCACCAACCCCGCAUUCCCGGACCCGAGGCAAGCCCAAUGUUGGGGAACCGCGUCAAGUACCCCAGCCACCCCCGGACUCAUCUCACUCGUCUCCCUCACCUCUCGUCUCAACAUCACACCUCCAUUUCAACACGAGAAAGGGAACAAACAUCAUGGACACCCACGAGAUCCCCCGCAAGCUCUGGGAGCACCCGGAUCCCAAGAGCACACAAAUGUACCAAUAUCUACAAUCGGUCAAUUCCAAGUUUAACCUCCAGCUCAAGACCUUUAACGACCUCCACAACUGGACAGUAGCCAACCGCGCCACCUUCUAUGGCCAUCUCUUUGACUACGCCAAUUUGAUCCACGAAGGGCGUCCAACCUCUGUUGUGGAUGAAUCGCUCACGAUAGACGCCAUCCCCAAGUGGUUCCCUGGUGUGCGUCUCAAUUGGGCCGAGAACCUCCUCUUCACGCGAGGCUCGUCUGAUGCGGCCGACCACCACGGCACCGAGGGUAAGGAAGACGACAAAGUUGCCGUCACCGAGAUUCGAGAAGGUAACCGCGGUGAUGUACGCAACCUCACCUGGGGCGAGCUCCGUCGCGAUGCAGGUCGUCUGGCAGCAGCCCUGAAAGCAAGAGGCGUCAAGGAGAGAGACCGCGUCGUUCUCGUCGGUGCCAACUCUAUCGAGACGCUGCUGGUGUUUGUGGCGACGACAUGGCUGGGCGGCAUCUUUAGUAGUUCGUCCACGGAUAUGGGCGUCAAGGGCAUCCUGCAGAGGACCACGCAGGUCGAUCCCAAGUUCAUCUUCUUUGACGACGCCACGGUGUACAACGGCAAGACAGCCGACCUUCGAGACAAGAUGGCCGAGGUCGUCUCCGGCAUGGGCUCGUGUCCUUCCUUUUCUGGUCUCGUAUCGAUCCCACGCUUCUCCAAGCCCUACGAUGUGUCCUCGAUCCCCAAGACCGAGACGUGGUCCAAGUUCCUUAGCUCCUCCACCUUAGCAGCACCGUCAUUCACGCGUAUCCCCUUCCACGCACCGUUCCUCAUCUACUACUCGUCUGGCACCACGGGUAUCCCCAAGGCUAUCGUGCACACCGUCGGCGGCGUCAUGCUUAACAGCUUCAAAGAAGGCCGCCUGCACGAGUCAAUGUCACCCGAGUCCGUCACUCUGCAGUACACCACAACCGGCUGGAUCAUGUACCUCGCCAACGUGGCCGCUCUGUUAUCGGGAGCCCGUGUCGUCAUGUACGAUGGCUCGCCUUUCGUCCCCGACCUCAAGUCAUUCAUCCGCAUCCUCGGCGAGCAGCGGGUGACAAAACUGGGUAUCAGCCCGAGGUGGAUGUUUGAGGUCGCCAAGAAUAAGAUCAGCCCGCGGGAGGUGACGGAUCUUAGCUCGCUGAAGAUUGUCACCAGCACAGGCAUGGUCCUCUCUGACCAGCUGUUCGAAUGGUUCUACGACGCAGGAUUCCCGAAGCAUGUCCAUCUUGCCAACAUUUCUGGUGGCACCGACAUUGCCGGCUGCUUCGGUAUGGAGAACCCCCUUGACCCCGUAUACGUGGGCGGCACCCAAGGGCCAUCCCUCGGCGUCCCCAUCGCCAUCUACGAAGCCCAGUUGCCCGACGGACCUGGCGAGGCCGUGCCAAACGGAACACCUGGUGAACUCGUUGCCACCGCUGCCUUCCCCAACAUCCCGUGCUUCCUCUGGGGCGAUUCAGCACCCCCACAGUUGUCACCAAGCUCGCCGAAUUUUGCCUCUGCCGCCCCAGGCUCCAAGUAUCACUCGGCAUACUUUGCUCGCUUUGAUAACGUCUGGGCACACGGCGACUUCUGCUCCAUCCACCCAAAGACGGGCAACAUUUCCUUCCUCGGACGUGCUGACGGUGUGCUGAACCCUAGCGGUGUUCGCUUUGGCAGUGCCGAGAUCUACGCAGUGAUUGAGCGGAACUUUUCGAACAAGGUGGUCGACAGCCUAUGUGUCGGGCAGAGGCGUCCCACUGACAACGACGAGAGCGUGAUGCUCUUCCUGAUGAUGCGCGAGGGCGAGAAGUUUGACCGCCAGCUGGUGGCUGAGGUCAAGGACAAGAUUCAGAGAGAGUUGACAAAGAGGCAUGUGCCCAAGUACAUCUUUCAGACGCCGGAGAUACCAGUCGAGCUCCCGGUGAAGCAGAUUGUCUCGGGCCGGACCAUUAAGCCAAGUGGCACGCUCCUCAACCCUCAGAGUCUGGACUUUUACUACCAGUUCGCCAAGAUUGAGGAGCUGCUCGCCGGUAAGGAGAAGCUGUAA
Messenger RNA from Colletotrichum tamarilloi, 3720 nucleotides. Its product is annotated as acetoacetate-CoA ligase. The record is from RefSeq and is a predicted model, not a curated record. Gene Ontology annotation, molecular function: DNA-binding transcription factor activity, RNA polymerase II-specific; zinc ion binding; acetoacetate-CoA ligase activity. The transcript is spliced from 7 exons. Bases 1 to 3720 code for a protein of 1239 amino acids. NCBI's taxonomy places the organism in Eukaryota, Fungi, Ascomycota, Sordariomycetes, Glomerellales, Glomerellaceae. Gene Ontology annotation, biological process: lipid metabolic process; regulation of DNA-templated transcription.